CCAACCCUGGGACCUGUGACUGUUACCAACAUUACGUAGCGUUGCUGUACUCUCCCCUUAACUCUACGUGACUCAAUUUUCACUAGAACAUGUCGGAUUUCGUUGUAGACUUCUGCUGGGAUGUUUUGGAAGAUUCCCGCUUACCGUUGGUUGUCUGUACCAUAUUAGUCGGUGUCCUGACCGUCUAUGUAGGACGUAAGUUCUACACAAGGCAACAGUACAAGCGGAAAGUCCAGAGGAAGAACGAAGAAAGGCAAAAGGCUCUUCAAGACGUCUUGAAGUCCUUAGACACUGAUGAUAAGGAUGUACAGGACAAACGAAAGGAUAUCUUGACCCUGACCUUGCCUCAGCUCACCCAGCAGCUGAAAGAUGGACAGCUGUCAGCUGUACAGGUGCUGCAGGCAUACCAGGAGAAGGCUAUUGCAGUUCAUGAUGACUUAAACUGCGUGACAGAACCUAUCCCGGACGCCCUUGGUAGGGCUGAAGAGUUGGACCGCGCAGGUCAAAGGUCGGGACUGCUGUAUGGUGUGCCAGUGUCAAUCAAAGAAAACAUCGACAUCAAGGGGAUGGCGAAUACUCUGGGUCUGGUGAAGUACCUGGAAAACUACGCCGAGGAAGACUCUGUUAUCGUCCGUGUACUGAAGAAACAAGGGGCGGUGCCUUUUGUGAAGACCAACGUACCACAGACAUUGAUAGAUACGGGCUGCAGCAACCCAUUGUUUGGGACGACGUUGAACCCACGUGACCCCACCCGUAGUCCUGGCGGGUCGUCAGGAGGAGAGGCGGCGCUGAUUGGUGGAGGAGGAUCCAUCCUCGGCAUCGGGAACGACAUCGGCGGCAGUCUCCGCAUUCCCGCGCACUUCUGCGGAAUCUGCGGCUUCAAACCUACCGCUAAUAGACUGAGCAAACAGGGGUACUUCAACUGUUCUCCGGGUCAACAAGGGCUGACUGGGACGUGUGGUCCGAUGGCCCGGGACGUGGACAGUCUGGUGCUGGUGAUGAAGGCUCUACUGGUACCGGACAUGUUCCAACUGGACCCUCUGGUACCGCCUAUACCAUUUAGACAGGAGAUUUACGAGUCGAAGAAGCCCCUGAAGAUUGGCUACAUCUUAGACUGGGAGCUGAAAAUGGCGACACCGGCUCUUACAAGGGCAGUGAAGGUCAUGAAGGAUGCGCUGGAGAAAGCUGGACAUGAACUUGUGCCAUUCCAGCCCCCCAAAAGUGACAAUGCCUUCUAUGACAUCAGUCCGAAAUGUCUCCUAGCAGAUGGUGGAAAAACUAUCCGUGACCGCAUGUCUGGUGAAAUCGCGGACCCACGUCUAAAAGCUGUAAUGCCUUAUCUAACGAUGUCGUACUUCUGGCGAAAGGUUGUUGGAUUCUUACUGAAACCAAUCUCAUCUAGGUUUGCAAGAAUGCAGUCUCAUCGUCUGCUUCGGACAAUAUAUGACCUGUGGCAAAGACUGGUGGAGAGAGAGGACUACGUGCGGGAGUUCUUAGCCGCUUGGGAAGAUGCCGGCAUCGAUGUCCUAUUGUGCCAUGCCUACCCCAUACCUGCCUUUAAAUACAAGGGAGCACCUGCAUUAUUGGAACUAGCAAACUAUACAUCUAUCUUCAACCUCCUGAACUUUCCCGCCGGCGUGGUCCCCGUUACCAAGGUAACGGAGGAAGACGAUAGACUUCUCGAUGACUACACUGGAUCUGACAACGACAUUUUUGAUAGGUUUGUGCGGAAGGUUACCAAAGGUGCAGUUGGCAUGCCGGUCGCUGUGCAGUGUGUGGCGCUGCCGUGGCAGGAGGAGGCCUGCCUCAGGCUCAUGAAGGAAGUGGAGACUGUCUGUAAAAUUCAACUUUAAGCCAUAUAUAAUUCAUACGUUUGAUAAUGACUGAAGACAUCUGUAUAUGUGACACUGCUUUACAUUUGGUACCGACACCUAUAGCUGCAGUGCAAAGUGUACAACCCAGUAUUGCACUAAACAACAAAGAAUUGAAAAUAACCCAAUUCAUACGAAUGCACAAGCAUAUUCCAAUAGAAGACCUUCGUUUGAUUUAUAUAACCCUUGAUUUUAUAAUUAAGCUAUUAUGCGAAACCAUCCAAAGUCAUGACUGAAAAGACAAUAAAACACA
This is a messenger RNA of Branchiostoma floridae (Florida lancelet), 2124 nucleotides long. Its product is annotated as fatty-acid amide hydrolase 1-like. The transcript is spliced from 16 exons. Gene Ontology annotation, molecular function: amidase activity; fatty acid amide hydrolase activity. Gene Ontology annotation, biological process: fatty acid catabolic process. The coding region runs from base 90 to 1853 and encodes 587 amino acids. Lineage: Eukaryota; Metazoa; Chordata; Leptocardii; Amphioxiformes; Branchiostomatidae. The record is from RefSeq and is a predicted model, not a curated record.